This is a messenger RNA of Pseudozyma flocculosa PF-1, 1917 nucleotides long. RefSeq lists its product as uncharacterized. The record is from RefSeq and is a predicted model, not a curated record. Gene Ontology annotation, cellular component: nucleus. NCBI's taxonomy places the organism in Eukaryota, Fungi, Basidiomycota, Ustilaginomycetes, Ustilaginales, Ustilaginaceae. Gene Ontology annotation, biological process: protein deubiquitination. The coding region runs from base 1 to 1917 and encodes 638 amino acids. The transcript is spliced from 3 exons. Gene Ontology annotation, molecular function: cysteine-type deubiquitinase activity.
AUGACGACGCCACAGCAGCAGCUGCUGCCGCACAUCCACCAUGAGCGUCAGGAGUCGGGCAGCAUGCUCUGCGCGCAGCAUGCACUCAACGCCCUCCUCCAGGGACACUACUACGACGCCACACAGCUAGCUGACAUUGCACGCGACCUCGACCGCCUCGAGUCUGACCAGCUCGGCCUAUCCUCGGCCGACGUCGCCGCGCGCGACCGCAGCAGCCUCAACAUGGACGACACCGGCUUCUUUUCCGUCUCGGUCCUCGAGCGCGCCCUCCAGGUAUGGGGCCUCUCCCUCGCCAGCUGGCGCUCCGAGGCCAUGCGCUCCAGCCAGUCCCACCCAGAGCGCCAGCGCGCCUUUGUCCUCAACCUCGACACCCACUGGUUCACCAUCCGCUCGUUUGGUCGCUCCGGCUUCUUCUGGUACAACCUCAACUCGUUCCUCGAUCAGCCCUCGUGGAUCGGCACAAACUACCUCGCCACCCUCCUCAACACCGCAGAGGCCGAGGGUUACUCGGUCUUUGUCAUCUUUGCCAGCGAGGGCACCCUCAACGACUCGCUCAGCCAGUCCGACGCCGACCAAAUCGCCGACCUCCUCCCCGCCUCGUCCGCCCAGCAGCAGCAGCAGCAGCAGCAGCAGCAGCCAGGCUCGGCGGGCGGUGCUGCCUCGAGCGCCACCGAGCUCGGCCUCAAGCCGCAGCCACAGCCAGCCGCAUCGACUUCCACACAAGCGCCACCCCUGUUCGCGGGUGCUCUGGGGGCAGGCGCAAGUUCUGGUGCAGGUGCGGCCGACGAGGACGCCGAUCUGCAGGCGGCCCUGCGCGCCAGCCUGGCCGACACGGCAGCGGCGAGUGGCGCCGUGUCUCCGGCGACUGCCGCGCGCCUACGCCGGGGUCGCAGCGGCAGCGGCUCCAACUCGGUCGACGGCAUCGAGGGGCCCGAGACGGAUGCCGACAUUGACGCCAUUGCGCCCAACCGACAGCGGCUGCGCUCCGGCCUCGCCGCCACCACCACCACCACGGGUGCGCAGGACGAAGACGAGGACCUGCGCCGGGCCUUGGAAGCCAGCCGGGUCUUGGAAGCCGGCCUGGCCUCGUCGCGGUCCUCCUCGACCUCGACGCCCGUGGCAGCGGCCAGCUCGUCGGCCAUGGCGCUCGACACGCCGCCUCCACGCCAGCCGAACCGACGCCGACGACGGAUCCAGCAGCGCAACCCGCUCGGGGGCAACUCGGCCGACAACGCCAUCGACCUCGAUGCGUCCAUCUCGGACCGCGACAAUGACGACGACGACGACAACGACGGCCAAGCUGCAGGCGACACGGCGUCGGCGGCGAUGCUGCGUCGCUCUCCCUUUCUCUCUCCCGCCAUGGCGGCGGCCAACCGCGACGACGACGACGUCGAGGACCUGCCCUCGGACGACGACGACAUCGACCCGUUCAGCGUGCCGGGCGCGCCCGAGGCGUCGGCGUUGCUUGGCAGGGGCGAGAGGUACUAUGACGACGAGGACCAGCAGCUUCAAGCCGCGCUGGCCGCCAGCCUGGGAGACGAAGAGGCGGCAGCAAGGUACGCCGCUACCGGAUCCGUGCCCAGCAUUGCCACGUCGGGUGGCGGCGGCGGCGGCGGUGGGAUGGGAGAGGCGAUGGCGGGGACGGUCGAAAAGACGCCCGAGGACGUGGAUCGUAUUUGGAGGAUGAGGGAGGAGAGCCGUCGGAAGGAACAGGAGAAGAGGGAGAGGGAGGAGCGUCGGGCCCGCGGUGUGCUUUCGCCCUCGCCUCCGCCGCCAUCCACCGGCCCGGCGGGGGCGUCGGGCAAGGACAAGGAGGAUGGCGACGAUGACGAUGAUGAUGACGAGGAUGAUGAGGAGGAGGCGGAAGAGGUCAGUCCGGAAGAGAUGAGGAGGAGGAGGCUGGCGAGGUUUGGCUGA